GAGGGACGCGCGGAGCGAGGAGCCGCCGCCGCGGCGGCCGGGAGAUGUGCCCGGAGGAGGGCGCGGGCGAGGACGCGGCGGGGCUGGGCGAGCUGCGCUCCUGGUGGGAAGUCCCGGCCAUCGCGCACUUCUGCUCCCUCUUUCGCACCGCCUUCCGCCUGCCCGACUUCGAGAUCGAGGAAUUAGAAGCCGCCCUUCAUAGGGAUGACGUGGAGUUUAUCAGUGAUCUGAUCGCCUGCCUGCUUCAGGGCUGCUAUCAGAGGAGGGAUAUCACGUCUCAGACAUUCCAUAGUUACCUAGAAGACAUCAUCAACUAUCGCUGGGAACUUGAGGAAGGAAAACCCAACCCCCUGAGAGAAGCCAGUUUUCAAGACCUGCCUCUGCGCACCCGAGUGGAGAUUCUCCAUCGCCUCUGUGAUUAUCGGCUUGAUGCAGAUGAUGUCUUCGAUCUCCUCAAGGGUUUGGAUGCAGAUAGCCUCCGAGUGGAACCUUUGGGUGAAGACAGCACUGGUGCUUUGUAUUGGUAUUUCUAUGGAACCCGAAUGUACAAAGAAGAUCCAGUACAGGGAAAAUCUAAUGGAGAACUGGCCUCAAUUAAGGAAAAUGGAGGGCAGAAAAAUGCCCCAAACGUACCUGGAAAAACAGGAAAAAGGAGAGGGCGACCCCCAAAACGGAAGAAAUUACAGGACGAGAUUGCGCUCAAUGAAAAACAAGAAGAAAACUCAAUGUUAGCACCACAGACAAGAAAUGGGUCCCAAGGACCAGGACAUGGGACAUGGUGGCUUCUCUGUCAAACAGAAGAAGAAUGGAAGCAGGUGACUGAGAGCUUCAGAGAGAGGACAUCCCUAAGAGAACGACAGCUGUACAAGCUCUUGAGUGAAGACUUUCUGCCCGAGAUCUGUAACAUGAUUGCACAGAAGGAAAAGCGUCUACACCGAACAGAGGCAGAAUUACAUCCUAGAUUUAUGUCUGAUCACCUGCCCAUCAAGUCCCUUAAGCAGGAGGAGACCCCUGUGCUCAGCAGAAUAGAGAAGCAGAGGCGAAAGGAGGAGGAUGAGGAACGCCAAAUCCUUUUAGCCGUGCAAAAGAAAGAACAAGAACAGAUGCUCAAGGAGGAGAGGAAACGGGAAAUGGAAGAAAAGGUCAAAGCAGUAGAAGAUCGAGCCAAGAGGAGGAAGCUCAGGGAAGAACGUGCAUGGCUUUUAGCCCAAGGGAAAGAGCUUCCCCCAGAGCUCUCCCAUUUGGACCCGAGUUCUCCCGCCAGAGAUGAAAGAAAAGCAAAGGAUCUCUUUGAUCUGGAUGAUGAGUUCACUGCCAUGUACAAAGUUCUGGAUGUCGUGAAGGCUCACAAAGACUCUUGGCCCUUCUUGGAACCUGUAGAUGAAUCUUAUGCCCCAAACUAUUACCAGAUCAUUAAGGUCCCCAUGGAUAUCUCGAGCAUGGAGAAGAAACUGAAUGGGGGCCUCUACUGUACAAAGGAAGAGUUUGUCAGUGACAUGAAGACUAUGUUCAGAAAUUGCCUAAAAUACAAUGGGGAAAGUAGUGAGUAUACCAAGAUGUCUGACAAUUUAGAGAGGUGUUUCCAUCGGGCAAUGCUAAAGCAUUUUCCUGGUGAAGAUGGAGACACAGAUGAAGAGUUCUGGAUUCGAGAGGAUGAGAAGCGGGAAAAGAGGAAGAACCGAGCUGGGCGAGGGGGUUCAGGGAACAUUUGGACCCGAUCCAGAGACACUGAGGGAUCCAGCAGGAGACAGCAGCCUUUGGAGAAUGGGGGAAAGCCCCUGCCACCACCACAUCGAGCUUCCUCCUCCACAGAUGACCAGAGCAGCAGGACCCUGCAGCCACCCAGGGAGGUGGGUCCUUCCAAUGGCCGAGGCUUCUCUCAUCCUUUGCAUUUUGGUGGGAUGCCCAGCCAGGCACCUCUUUUAGGCCAGAUGAGGCCAGCAGUGCCAGGAACAUUUGGCCCCCUUCAUGGAUCUGAUCCAGUUAACUUGUACGGGUCAUCCAGAGUACCAGAACCACACCCUGGAGAAUCUGUUCAGCAGCACCAGCACUUUGCAAUGCAACCUCCUGUCGGACUAAAUGAACACAGAGGGCCUAGACUUGGUGUACCAGAAGAAAAUCAGGUGUGUGGAGGGCUGACUCAUUUCUCUACCAUGGGACCACAUCCUGGAUCCUUACAACUUGGGCAGAUGGGUGGCCCUAGCCAGGAUGGUAACAUGUAUCCCACAGCACAGUUCCAGGCAGGAUUUAUUCCUCCCAGGCAUAAUGGGCCUCCGAUAAGACAAGAAUUUCCUGAAAGUUCAGAUGUACCCCCUCCCAGUCACAUGUAUAGACCGUAUAAGUACCUGAAUCGAGUACACUCUGCAGUCUGGAAUGGGAACCAUGGGGCAACAAAUCAAGGUCCCUUGGGUCCAGAAGAGAAGGCCCCUGUAGGACCAGGAGCUCCUCUGCAGCCUCGAAUUCUUAGUCACAUGAUGGAUCCACGAGGAAUGAGAUCAUCUCUGACCCCAAACCAAUGGACUGAACAGUCAAGCUUCCUACCUCAUGGGGUUCCUCCUUCAGGGUAUAUCAGGCCGCCCUGUAAAUCUACUGGACAGAGAUUACAGCAGCCACCAGCACAGAGCUCUUUGUUUGGGGGACCCUCCCCAGCUCUUCGGGGAGUACAAGGAGGAGAGUCCAUGAUGGACAGCCCAGAGAUGAUUGCCAUGCAGCAGCUCUCAUCCCGUGUUUGCCCACCAGGUGUGCCUUACCAUCCCCGACAGCUUCCUUCCCCAAACCUACCUGGUGCUUUUCCCCAGGUAGCUCAUUCAGCAGCAGUAAGCAUGUCCACCUCUAUGCCAGCCUUGGAAACCAAUGGGAGUGCACAAAACAUCAGCGAAACAAAGGAACCUGAUAGUAAACAAGAGCCUAGACUUGAGGAGAAACCUCCAAGCCUUGGUGCUCCCGAGGGAACAUACCUCACACAGCUACCUCAUUCCAAACCAUCCCUGCAGACUGACUGCAUUAGGCAGAAUUCACCACAGGAUACAGAAACAGAAGGCCCGAUGGUUAAAAAUGACUCCUCUCAGUCUGGGGAAAACUGUAAAGCCUCCAAGGGCAAAAAUGCCUGGCCAACAGAAGGCAGCUACCCAAGCCCCACUGCCCAAGGCUGUAUGAGGGACCUUACAACCAUAGCAGAUAGAGGGGGCCUUCCUGAAAAUGGAAUCAUUGGAGAAGCAUCUCCUUGUGGCUCAGAAGAAAAGGGACUAGGGGGUGGCACCUCUGAAAAGCCACUUUGCCCCCGAAACAAGAUGUUUCAGGAAGCGGCUAUACCUUGUACGGGGCCGAAUUCCAAUACUCCUCGGAACAUAGAUGCAAGUUUGAUGGGCAGCACUGUCAACCAGUUCCCCCCUCUAUAUAUGCCUGGCUUAGAAUAUUCUAAUUCAGCUACACAUUACCACAUCAAUCCCGGUCUUCAAGGUUUUGGUCCUAUGAUGGGGGGGAAACAACCCCCGGUAUCACAUCCACAGCCUUUUCCCCCUCGUGGUUUUCAGCCCAGCAACUCCCACUCAGCUGUGUUUCCUCGAUAUCGUCCUCAUCAAGGCAUCCAGUACUCUUAUCAGCCACCACCUCAGCCUUCCUUCCACCACUAUCAGCGAACUCCUUAUUACACAUGUCCACAGGGCUAUUCUGACUGGCAAAGGCCUCUCCAUCCCCAGGGAAACCAGCCUGGGCACCCAGCUCACCAGACUCCCCAACCAAGGCCGCUUUUCUCAGAUAAAGGGACUGUAGCUAAUCUGCAGGGUUGUGAGGCACUCAAUGCCACUCUAGCAUCUCCAACUCGGAUUGCUGUAGUGGGUGCCAAAGUGGUACCAACAGAUGGGCAGAAUCUAGGGCCCAAAGAAGAAAAACUAGAUGAAUCCAUUGAGAGGCCAGAGAGUCCCAAAGAAUUUCUCGACUUGGACAACCACAAUGCAGCUACUAAGCGACAAAACUCUGUGCCCGCUAAUGAGUUCCUCUAUGGAGCUCCUUCCCCAGCCCUGAGUUCAGGGAUGAAUUUUACUUCAUCUACUUUCCCACCCCACAGCAUGAUGUUACAAUCAGGGCCUCCUUAUGCUUCUCAGCAUACAGCCAGUCAUUAUCAGCCUAGGGCCUAUUCACCAGUCACUGCUCACCCAUCUCAUCCAGCUGCUGGCCAGCCUAAUGGCCUCCCCCAGGAGGGCCCUCUCUACCGCUGCCAGGAAGAGAACAUGGGUCACUUUCAGGCUAUAAUGAUGGAACAGAGGGGCAACGUUAGUGGAAUGGGAGGACCUUUCCAGGACUUAUACAGAUCAUCAGGAAUGCAAAUGCAUCAAGCCCAGGCCCAGUCACAGUCUCCCUUUCCAAAGCCUUCAGCUCCAGCAACAUCAAGAAAAGAACUUUCCUCACAAAAGCCCUCAGCCUUGCCUCUUGAUCAGAGCUAGUUCAAGGAAGAAAGACCCCCCAAGAAAACAGAAGCUGCACAUGAAGACCUGGGCAUAGAGAACUGGAGAGGCACAGUGAUCCUUGUUCACCUUCCCCUUCCCACCCCUGACUCUUCCACAGUGGAAACUUCUUACCGUCUGGCAACUACUGCCAUUCCAGAGAUCCCUGGGGCACAACCCUUAGAUGAUGAACACAAAAUGUACAGUGGUCUUGGGUCAGGGAUCUUCAACAUGGCUGAUCUGGACAGAAAAGGAUGAACCAUGUACACCUGGAACUAGUGGGUUUUCAAGACUUGAGACUGAGGUCUCAUUCAGGGAAAAUUUUUAAAUCGGGUGGGAUGGGGAGAGCUGAUGAAAAGGGAUGAUUUAUAAUUUUCAUGAGCAGCUAAACUCAGGUAUAUAUUUGGGGAUGGGAGAUGUAAUUUACUCGUAGUAUUAAUGUGUUUGGAUCUGGGUCCAGUUUACAGAAUUUACCUGUUGCCUUUUAAAAUAAUUUUUUUUUGUUGGUGGUGAAUGUAUUGUAUAUAAAAUGGGAAAGGGAGGGAAGUGGAUGUGGGAAUCCCAACUGUAGUGGGCACGUAGCACUGGGGUGAUCCUCUACUGUUUACAAUCAUGUCACACUGAAAACUUUGAGGAGCUGGAAGGGUCAGGCGAUACAUAAUCAUGUCAUUUGUCAUUCUGGUGUUCCCUGGGUAGCCCUCCAUGCUUUCAGAGCCUUCCCUUUAAUCAGCCCAAAAGAGCAUUCCCAGGCUCCUUCCUUUACUAGAUUCACUAGAGGCCACAUACUUUCUGAAAGCAGACAAAUAAGCUUCAGAUAUGAAGCCAUGUUUGCGCCCUAUUAGCUGCUCUGUUUAUCAUUCUGGUGGCCCAAAUCCAGGAUUUAAGAAACACUGUUUGAUAGGCCUUUCAGUUGUCUGGAAAUGGAUAUCAGGAAUGGGGAUCACUGCAAUGUUUCACUCAUUGGAAAACAAAACUGGAUUGUCCUUUAGUGAUGGACCUACCAAGACUGAUAUAGAAAGCUUCAUUAAAAGCUUCUGAGCAUUUAAUCAUAUUUUGUGGGAAGUGAGUACUCAGGUUUGUACAUGGUAGUAUCGAUAAGGAACUCGUGUGUUUUGAAUAGGAAAAACUUAGACUUACAGUUUGAAUUUAGGAGUGAUUCCAUUUAUAGUUUAAUUCAUCACAUAAGGCACAUCAUAGUAAAACUGGUCAAACCAUAAUUUAAGAGUUACCAAGAGCAAGGUGUUGAGAAUCAUUCGCCCAUCAGUGGUAGGAUACAGCAUUACAGUAUUAAAUUAAUUUCAUCAUUUCAACCUUAGAAUAUGCACUCUACUACAUUUUUUGGAUUUAUGUUGUAAAUCCUGUUAUAGCUGCACUGCCUCUGAAAUUAAUAACUAUAUGUUUAAAAUUUAUUCGCCACAAGACUAACUCUAGAAGAUAAACACUGAAAUCACAGGGUUGGGUUUGGUUUGGUUUUAACAGAAGAAUAACAUUAUCUACCAAAAUAUGUUUGAGACAGUAUCCACACCCACAAAAUCUCCAUCUUCUAGGGUCCUUAUGAAAAUGCAUUCCUAGAGAUAGUUCAUUAUAGCAGCCCCCUUUCUUCCACUCUCAGAACCCAUAAUGAAAAUGGUUUGUUUUGUUAUUUUGUGGCCACAUAAUACACCUGGAACCAGCUCCAGUGACAAAAGCUAGUGAAAGGCAGUGACACUUGGGACAUGGUCAAGGUUGAAAGGGAGUGGGUGGACAGGAAGUGCUGAAACUUCUGGUAGUGAUGCUUCCUUCUCCAACUGAACUGUGUUAAUCUUUGGUUUUAGUCACAUUUAGAAUGAAUUUGAAGCAUUGUCUUCAUUUAAUGCUUGUUUGUGUUAGGGUUCCACCACCGAUACAAUGGUUUGAACUGGAAAAGUGAGUCAGGAGUAUUCUCAAUCCAAGAACAAACAGGUCAUAGAAUGCAUUUGUUUGCCUGAAAACAUGCAGUUGCUCUUGAGCUGGUGUAAACCGGCUUAAACUGUACUACCUUAAUCUCAGGCUUGAAAAGGUCUGACUGUUUUUGACUGGUGCAGGCCAGUCAAAACCCAAGGUUCUUAGCCAUUGUGAAGCGCUCACAGUCAGCCUCUUCCUUAAAUCAAGUUUGAAAUAUGUAACAUGAGGAUUACUUGACUCCUACAUCUGUAGAAAUGUAGCAAAAGCUUUCUUAAAGCUGUAUAAAGGUUGUCUCUAAUGAUUCGCAAAAAAAACCCUAAGCAAUAAGAAGCUGAAUUUCUGUAUCUUUUCCUACAUACCCCUUGUUCUUGCCGGAGCAGUUCUCUAUACAAAAUGGCAUGAUGAGCAUGUCAUCCCCCCACAUCUCUCUUAGCAGAUUCUGUGAAUAAUACAAGUAAGAGAAAUCCGAAUCUCUUCUUGCAAUGUGAAGAGCAGACGAGUCUGAAACAAGCAAUAGAAAACUGAACUACUGUAUUAAAAUUGUUACACUGUGAACAUGGGCAGCAGUACGAUAGGAUGUGUUAGAACACAUGAGCCCCAUUGUCGGCUCAUCUUAAAUGUAUGUGAAUAACCUAAUUGUGUUCCCUUUGAGAUUUUAGUUGUGUAGGGUAGGUGUUAGUACCACAUUCUGUUAUCAGGUAGUUCCUAAGCUGUUAGAGAUCACCUAAGGCCAUCCUUGUAAGUGCAGAAACGCUCAAAUUUGAGCAUCUAUGUUUCAAGCCAUAUUGAAUGGCUAAUUCAUUUAAGAUGAAGUUGAGGCUUUGUUUUGCUUAACUCGGCUUUCUCGAGCACUUCUUUCAUAGUUUCUUAAGCAGGUGCAAUGUCUUGAAAGAACUAUCAAAGCCUUGGCAAAUGCCUCCCUUUCAGUGUAGCCAGCUCCUAGUGACCUACCCUAGUAAAUUAUUGGAAUCCUUUUUUGCCAGACUUUUAUCAAAGUUGCAGAAAAUUACCCAGAUAAAUUUUCCCAAGACAUGAGGUAUAAUACCUAGGGAGGUAAUUUUCACAUUCUUACUGUGCUUUCUUUCUCAAGCAAAAGUAGCCAGAUAUUGGCACUUUUCAUAACUCUUUUCUCACCCAUCCCUUUUAAAUAUAAAGUAACGCUUCUAGCUUCUUCUUUAUCAUAAUUGUCAACUUCCAGAGCAAACCAAGUACACAUAAGAAGGAGACUUUUGUGUUCACUCUGCACUUUGUGAAGCAUAUUAAAGCCCAUGUUUUGUGGCCACAGUGUCCAUGCCAGGACUUACUCACAGAUAAGGUUUUAUAUUUGAGAACAGCUUCCUUUAUCAAAAGAAGGUUGUACUUGUGCUGCCUUAAACACCUAAUAAUACUUUUUGUGACUUACCAGUAGGUGCCACCGUUGUGUGGAUCUUGCCUAUGGUAUUUUUUAUUAUUCAUGGUCAUCCCUGCCUUGUUGGGGCCCCACCAUAUGUUUAGUGCUAUACUAAAGCACAUAAAUACAUCCCUGUCAGAAGCCAGAAGCAAGCACUCUUGUCUGGCAUACUUGGUUAAACCUAAUACGUUUAUACCUAUGUGGAACUGGACAUCCAAGAAUGAUUCACCACUCUGCUCAGGCCUGUAGCUUCCCUCUUUGGGACAACACUGGUUUAAAAGUUCCCUUGAGAUCAGCUUUUCCUUCUCCUCACAGUGACGAAGCAAGUGGUAUCAUAGAUGUGCUUGACUAUCCCUGAGAAAAUGCCCUAUGGUCUGGGCGUGGAGCCUAGGCUUUAUACCAGCAUUAUACUUAGUUCAGUGCCUACUUAAAGAGCCUGUCCACCCUUGCGCAGAUCUCUGACAGAUACUUGUGGAGGAACUCACUUCCACAGUACAUGUGAGCAAAUCACAUGCAUCAGGGUACCUUCAUAUGAUACUGGGAUGCCGUGCCUUCCUUGCUCUCCAGUCACCAGGAGACUCAGGGUAUGUGUGUUUUCAAACCAAGCUUGUCCUAGUGACUGCUUACAAAUCAACUUUCAUGUUUUCAGUUUCCUUAAACUCUGUAUCCUAAACUUACUGGUUUAGUCAAGGCACCAUUGUCCAAUUAAGAGAGGAAUGUGAUUUUAGACUUGCGGACAGCAAAGUGUAUAGUCUUUCUUUUACUGAUGGAGACUGGGUUUCUUUGUGCCUCGAAACCUAAAGGUACAUUGAUUGACCCUGCCUUCCAUGAAACCCACUAUUGUAACUUGGGCAGAAAUAGUCCUUCGAUCCUUUCUUGCUGUUUUCCAGCCGUCAGACUUAAAUUGUGAAAGCAACUUUUGCCACCAGGCCAUGUGAUGGAAACUUAACCGAUCUCUUUUUACUGCUGUACUCCAACGGACUUAUACUGAUGUAUAAAAAGACUGGGAACAAGCCGAUUGUCCUGCAUGUUUUUUGAAAGGUAUUGGGGUGGGAACAGAGGUGAGGGUAUCAAGUAAGUUAUUGAAAUGCUGAACUCCUUUCUCUCCAUGUAGUGACCUCUUCUUUUCCCCCCGCCCCGAGCUGGGGCUCAGGUAUCUCACUCUGCUGCCUUCUACACUGUUCCUGGUAGCCUGGUUCAGGAUCCACCAACCAGCCUGUGGCACACAGUGUCAGGGAUUCUUUGCUCCUUCUGCAAAAGCUGUGUGAACUUUCCUGGCCAGUACUGAAAAGGGGAAUGCUAUUUAUUUUUAUAUUUGUGUAUAUUUUGUCUUGGUCUGCUGAUUCCCUUUUACCCUGAGAGCGACACUUACCUCAAUAGUUAGUUCAAUGCUGUGUUGAAUACUUUUUUAAAAGAACUUUUUAAAAGCUUUUUGAUCCUUGGAGGUCUGUAGAUUUAUUUCCAUAUGAAUUGGUUAUUUUGUAUAAAGUACAUUC
This is a messenger RNA of Trichosurus vulpecula (common brushtail), 9251 nucleotides long. RefSeq names its product cat eye syndrome critical region protein 2. Gene Ontology annotation, cellular component: CERF complex. Gene Ontology annotation, biological process: chromatin remodeling. NCBI's taxonomy places the organism in Eukaryota, Metazoa, Chordata, Mammalia, Diprotodontia, Phalangeridae. The transcript is spliced from 19 exons. The record is from RefSeq and is a predicted model, not a curated record. Gene Ontology annotation, molecular function: protein binding. Bases 45 to 4442 code for a protein of 1465 amino acids.